Echinococcus granulosus is the source of this 1278-nucleotide messenger RNA. RefSeq names its product Interferon-related developmental regulator. Bases 1 to 1278 code for a protein of 425 amino acids. The transcript is spliced from 3 exons. The record is from RefSeq and is a predicted model, not a curated record. NCBI's taxonomy places the organism in Eukaryota, Metazoa, Platyhelminthes, Cestoda, Cyclophyllidea, Taeniidae.
AUGACCAAGAAGAAAGCCGCACCGAAAAGUGUCCUUCCCGAAGGAGUUUGCGAUGAUCUUAGCAUGGCGAGCCAAUCUGUCGACGGCAGUGAUUCAGAGUCAUCUAGAGCUGACUCUUCUGACGACCCAACCGUAUCGCUAUUGGAGAAGGUGGCGAUGGCUAUUGACUCACUCUCCGCGAAUCGUCCGGAUCAACGUGUUCUCACAAUGCGAUCUCUUCGAGAUGCUUUUCGUGUGAAUUACCUCGGGUUACCCACUUUACCCGAAAAAUGGAACUACCAUGAAACACUAAUUUCGAGUUUGGACACUGCCAUGAGGCGUGGUAAACCUGCAGAGGGGGUAGCAGCCGCCCAGUGCCUAAGCGUCUUCACUGUUCAGCUAACACCUUUUGAGAACCGCUGUCUGGCAGAGCAGCUCCAGAGCUUUAUGGAGGCGCGAAUAUGUGAUUCCACAGAAAAGAGUACAUUUAGAAGUGCCUGCUCUAUCGCCCUAGGGUGGCUGCACUUUCUAAGCGAUUCAAAGGACUUUCCUAGCAUCAGGCGGUUAAUGGGCCUUCUGGAGGAAAUCUUUAAGGCCUCCUGUCUCAAAGGCGAUGGGAAACCACCGAGUCUGGAGGCGACAACGGUGUCGCUGCACCGCGAUUGCCUCCAUGUCUGGUGCCUCCUCUACACCGUCUUGCCCAUCACAGAUGCGAAUACUCUAGGACAGGCCAUACUUAAGUCUCUUGUUAGUCUUCUCCAGUCUAGUUAUCUGGACAUUCGUCUUGCCGCCGGUGACGCAGUGGGUCUAAUCUACGAGCGCAUUCGGGACGAGACGAAGAAUGACUUUAAGGGUUCAUACUUCACUAUGCUGACUGAAGUUCUCGACCAACUCGCCAACAAUUCGGACAAGUCGACUUCAAAAGUCGACUCCAAGAAACAGCGCUCGAGCUUCCGUGACCUUCUCAACUUCUUGCGUUCGUACGAAUCGCCUCCCGAGCAGGUGGUGAAGUUGCAGUCUGAACGUCUGACCAUUAACACAUUCUGUUCAGCCUUCCUCUACGAGUCCUUCUGCCGCCUUAUAGCAGUUGGUAUGAGCACACACUUGCGCGAGAGUGAGCUGAUACGCACGAUCUUUGAUUUGGGCCCGCCGCUGCCGAGAAUACCUCCUAGUCAGGCGGCGCGAGGGCAGAACAAAAAGGCUCGUCAAUACGCUAAUCAGCGCGCUUCCAAAGUCCGCACUCGGCAUCGGCAGAAGUCACGCGAUAAGAGGGCUGUUUUGGACCAGGAGGAGUGCUGA